Molecule: messenger RNA, 309 nt
Organism: Microtus ochrogaster (prairie vole)
Lineage: Eukaryota; Metazoa; Chordata; Mammalia; Rodentia; Cricetidae
Gene: Csta
Product: cystatin A
Cellular component (GO): cytosol
Molecular function (GO): cysteine-type endopeptidase inhibitor activity
Source: RefSeq, a predicted model, not a curated record
AAGCCACUCAGAAUGAUCCCAGGAGGCUUGACAGAGGCCAGACCGGCCACGCCAGAAAUCCAGGAGAUUACUGAUAAGAUCAGAGAAAAGCUAGAAGAGAAAACCAACGAGAAAUAUGAAAAAUUUGAAGCCACCGAGUAUAAAAGUCAAGUCGUCGCUGGAAUCAAUUACUUCAUUAAGGUGGAUGUCGGCAAUGGUAACUACGUACACGUGAAAGUCUUUCAAGGUCUUGCCGGACAAGAUGAGGAUUUGGUGCUUAGUGGUUACCAGACUAACAAAACCAAGGAUGAUGAGAUCACCUACUUCUAA